Pomacea canaliculata is the source of this 1304-nucleotide messenger RNA. RefSeq names its product mitochondrial GTPase 1-like. Gene Ontology annotation, cellular component: mitochondrion. The coding region runs from base 52 to 1017 and encodes 321 amino acids. The transcript has a single exon. Lineage: Eukaryota; Metazoa; Mollusca; Gastropoda; Architaenioglossa; Ampullariidae. The record is from RefSeq and is a predicted model, not a curated record. Gene Ontology annotation, molecular function: GTPase activity; GTP binding.
UGAGAGUUGUCGGAAUUAGCAGCACGCUUGUCUCCUUCGCCAUUCUAAACCAUGGCAAGUAGGCUGUCUGGUGCUUUCCGAUCAAAGUUUGUGGUGCCUAAUCUCGAUAUUUUGCGAUGGUUUCCCGGACAUAUGCACAAAGGAAUAGAUCGAAUGCAAGCAAGACUGAAGGACAUUGAUUGUAUUAUUGAGGUGCACGAUGCUAGGAUACCUUUCUCAGGUCGAGAUUCCAAGUUCCGCUCAUUUAUGCAGCAACGUCCUCAUAUUUUGCUGCUGAACAAAUGUGAUCUUGUAGAAGAGAAAGACAUUCGUGAGUUGCAGAUUAUAGAGAAACUGCAAAGGGAAGGUGUCCACGUCGUGUUUCUUACUGACUUGAGGCAAUACGAAAAGUGUGACAUUCUUCGAAAUAAAAUUUUGCCUGUGGUGAGAGAGCUGACUGAUUCAAGACCCAGGUACAACAGAGAGGGUUUGAAAGAGUACAAUAUCAUGGUGAUUGGAGUCCCAAACGUUGGCAAAUCUACUUUCAUUAACACUGUCCGCUGGGCCAAUGCUCCUAAAAAAGGGAGAGCGGUAAGUGUUGGAAACAAAGCUGGAGUAACUCGUAGUGUGUCUUCGAAGGUAAAGAUAGAAAGCAACCCACCUAUUUACAUUGUGGAUACCCCUGGUAUUCUUACUCCUCAUAUUCCAAAUAUCGAAAACGGGAUGCGAUUAGCUCUGUGUUCUUGUUUGCCUGAUCAUUUAGUAGGCGAGGAAAACAUAGUAGAUUAUCUUCUUUUCUGGAUGAAUAAAAGAGGCAAGUUUUCAUAUGUGGACUUCUUCUGUGUUGAUGAGCCAAUUGACAAUGCUGUCAUGUUUUUAGUCAAAGUUGCCACCAAGAAGAAUUUAUUGAAGCGAGUCCUGGAUCUUGCAACACACCAGUAUGUUAUAAAACCUGACAUUGUUCAAGCAGCAGUGCUAGUUUUGAAAGCUUUUAGAAGUGGACAGUUAGGAAAAUUUGUUUUGGAUGAUAAUGUAUGACAAGUAUGAAAUAUCUUUCACACGAGUGUUGACCAGCUGUGUGCUUUUUAAUUAUAAAUAUAAAAUUAUAUUUUCAGAGUGAAAAGAGUUCAUGAUUGCAUGGCUGGUUAUUUGAAAGUGCUUGUUAAAAUGAGCAGCAUUGAACAUGAUCUAUUCAGAGCAGCCACAGAACAGCCAGAUGAAAAUGAUGUGUAUUGAUUUUUUUCUGACUUCCAAGAUUUAAAACGACUGUGGAGAUGCUUAUUAUCAUUGUAUGUUAAAUAAAAAUUGAAUUUUUAAUAAGACCA